AAAAAGGGGGCCUUUACACUGAUAAGGUAAGCCACCAACAUCUAUCCAUCCGUAGAGAUGCAUAGAACUGAAAUCUAUUUUCUCUCUUGAAAAAAAUGAUGAUUAAUUUCAAUAAUUAUACUUAUGACAUGACCAAUCAGCUCUUUCGACGUUCAGAAGUGAAGGAAAUGUCUGUUUUUCUAGCGAGAUGGACACCCAUGGCUUCAAUACCACCUGAAAAAGCUUCAAAACCCGUGAAUGGCUAUAAACUGCGAUCCAGGUCUCAUGUUCUGUUACCUUCUCAAGAAACAUCAUCUCACCGGCGACAUGUUUUAUUAUUUAUCAGUGUCUCAUUAGUUCCCAAUUUAACCUUCAACUUCCUCCCGUUACGUUUAUUUGCUUGGGCCGGAGAGAAGGCAAAGGGCCAAGACGACAAGGAUGAGGGUGUUAUUGGGGCGGUAAAAUCAUUGUUUGACCCCAAUGAGAAGACAAAGUCAGGAAAAGUGUUGCCAAAAGCUUACUUGAAAUCAGCAAGAGAGCUGGUGAGGACAUUGCGGGACUCACUGAAGGAAGACCCCAAGGACUUGGCUAAGUUUAGACGGACUGCGGAUGCAGCAAAGGAAUCAAUCCGGGAAUAUCUAAAUGGUUGGAGGGGACAAAAUACAGUAGUCAAGGAGGAGUCAUAUGUUGUGCUUGAGAAAGCAAUCAGAUCACUGGCCAGCUUCUACUCAAAGGCAGGUCCAUCUGCACCACUUCCGGAGGAGGUGAAAUCGGAAAUUCUAAGCAAUUUAAAAACAGCAGAAGAUUUCUUGUAACUAGAGACCCUUGUUGUAAUGAGAGUGUCAAACGCGUGAAGUUAGUGCAAUGGAAUUGCAGAUGGGAAAGUUAGCAUGCUAGUAUUUCCUGUAUCUGUCUUUUCUGAGUUAAA
Messenger RNA from Rhododendron vialii, 907 nucleotides. RefSeq names its product photosystem II D1 precursor processing protein PSB27-H2, chloroplastic. Gene Ontology annotation, biological process: photosystem II repair; photosystem II assembly. The transcript has 3 exons. NCBI's taxonomy places the organism in Eukaryota, Viridiplantae, Streptophyta, Magnoliopsida, Ericales, Ericaceae. The record is from RefSeq and is a predicted model, not a curated record. Bases 96 to 794 code for a protein of 232 amino acids. Gene Ontology annotation, cellular component: chloroplast thylakoid lumen; photosystem II.